Candidula unifasciata is the source of this 392-nucleotide messenger RNA. Lineage: Eukaryota; Metazoa; Mollusca; Gastropoda; Stylommatophora; Geomitridae. The record is from the annotation of a GenBank genome assembly.
AUGGCUGCGGAUGGGGACUUUUAUCAGUGGAUCAUUGAAGGCCAACCUGGAGAAGUACUUAAAAUUGAGUUUGAUGCACUGACAAUUGAAGACCACAUGGAAAAUGUCAGGGUGUACUCGGGAGGACCUUCUAUUGUGACCAGUGACUUGAUCCAAGACAUCAGAAACAAGCUUAUCCCAGAAGAUCUCACUAACUUUGCAUUCUGCUUUUAUGUAAAAUUUGUUACAGACACAGAAGCAUCCUGGAAACAAGUCAACAUUGUGGAUGUAACAAAUGAAGCCAGCUACAUCUCCUCCCCAUAUUACGAUUCCUCAAUGGCUCCUGUAAGCUUCAAAAGAGAGUGGCUAUUGAAUGCACCUGAAGGAGAACUCAUCACUUUGGAGGUAAUUUA